CCAUCCUUCACCAUAAUCCAUCUAUAAUUUCUACUUCACCAUCUAAUGACUUCGUCUUUCUCCUUUAAAUGACAAUCCCCUUUCAAUACUUUUACAUAUCUCCACAGCCCAUAAUAGUUAACAUUUAUGCAUUGAUCUGCUGAUGGGCUAGGACUUAUCUUCACUACAACGCCUCCGGUAUUAGGCAGUAGCUUGCCGCCAUGGCGACCACCGUCGACAUCCCGUGGCUGAAUAAGUACAUACCCGCUGGAUGUCUUAAGAUAUCUGCGCGUGGUAGCGAUCUUAUGUCCUGGGAGCCCUCGGAAUCACAGGCUUGGAAAUUCUUGACUCGAGAUGACGCUCUUCCCGCAUCAACCGCCCUCCCAUCUGACAUAGGAAAGUCCCUUUUAAAACUACCUGAUUUACAACCCUUCGUCACAUUAUGGACGCACCAAUGGAUACAUAUCUCCCUUAACCACAUUUCCAAGUCUAGUGGCGAUGGAUACCUUCGGAUCUACAUCUUGCCGCAAGAUAUUGAUAGAGCUGUAUUCAAGUUGAAUAACAAACUCUUACAAGCCAAUGCACUCUUACUAUCUCGACUCGACCAAUCACCGGCUCUUUGGAAAGGGGAAGUCGCCAACCAUAAAAGUCAACUUGAAGGGCGCGACAAGGCCACGCCUUGGACCGAGGAAACUUCACUACUAUCUAUGUUCAAUAAUGUACCCUCCCCGGAUCCUCGCGCAGAGUCGGAGUCUAAUCCGGAUACCCGCGACGGAAUGCAAUGCUUAAUGGAGAGCCAAAUUCCCGGUUUGACCACUAAGCUUUACCCCUACCAAGGCAGAUCAGCUGCACUUAUGCUCCAGCGUGAAGAAAAUCCAGGGAGGAUUAUUGAUCCCCGAUUUCAAAAGGCGCUUGACCAAGAAGGAAAGCCGUGGUAUCACGAUAAUGUCUCCGGUCUUGUCCUUAGAGAACCCCGAUACUAUGACGGAGUUCGCGGCGGAAUUCUUGCUGAGGAGAUGGGUACUGGAAAGACUCUCAUUUGCUUGGCUUUAAUUCUCAGCACCAAAAAUGAGCCGACUAAAGCGCCCGAGCCUUUUGUCGCUGAGACUCGACCUAGAUCGAAAAAGGCAUCAUUGGUAGAUAUGGCUGCGGCUGCUGCGAAUAAACAUUCCAUCGCAUGGAAGACCUACUUUGAAGCCUCCGCUGCUCAAUUUGGGUACGAAUACAAAGUUUGUAUAGACGCAUUAACCCACCCGGAGAACCGUGCUCUAUACAAGCUCCAAAAUACCUUAGUGGAGCCCCGAAGAAGUAGCAGAACGGUCCCUCAAGUCGCACCGCCUCGAGAAGUCUACCUUGGCCAUGUCACUCUCGUCAUCGUUCCCAAUAACCUUGUGAAACAAUGGCAGAAUGAAAUCAGCAAGCACACAAGUGGACUGAAUGUUCUCGUCAUAGUAGAGAGGCAAGCAAUUCCGCUAGUUACUACCUUGCUGAAUUACGACGUGAUCCUCUUUUCUGAAAGCCGCUUUGAAUGGAUUCAAAAGGAACAGAAGACCGGUGGGGGACCGGGCUCAGAUAUUUAUUGUCCACUUGAGUAUAUUCGAUUCAAGAGAUGCAUCAUUGAUGAAGGACACAAAUUAGGAAACAGAAGCCGAGCUUGGAAGAGCGACGUUAUGAGAGUCCUCGACCGCUUGGAAAUAGCGGCGCGAUGGGUCGUUACGGGAACCCCGUCGCGGGGUUUGUAUGGUGUGGAUCAACAGCAGGCAUCCGAAUUGAAGGAUGCAUCAAACAAGGAGAGCAUCCAUGGACGAACACAGUCUAACGUAAGACAAGAGCGCGAAGACUUGCAGAGAGUUGGUAACCUUGCAGCAAAAUACCUCAGGGUUAGGCCUUGGGCCAAUACAAGGGAUGAGGCUGGCGACAUCCCAGCGGACUGGAACGUGUAUGUUAUGCAUCCAGAACAACACGCGAAAGGUCACAACCGCAAGGACUGCCUGAGAACGGCUCUCAAUUCACUUAUAAUCCGACAUCGCCUCUCAGACGUAAGCACCUUGCUUCCCCCGGUAGACGAGAAGAUUGUACUUCUCGACGGAUCUUUCCAAGAUAGAUUAUCGUUGAAUCUAUUCUCAAUGAUGAUCAUAUUCAAUUCGGUCCAAUCGCAGCGAACGGAUAUGGAUUAUUUCUUCCACGAAAGACAGCGAAAGAGUCUUAUUCAGCUUGUCAAGAAUUUGCGACAAGCAUGUUUCUUCGGCGGAGUUUUUUACUCCGUUGAAGACAUCGAGAAAGCAUUGAAGACUGCGAAAGAAUUCCUCGAGAAAAAGGAAAUCCAGAUUAGUACAGAGGAUGAAGAUCUCCUUAAGCAAGCAAUUUCUUUCGGCGAACUCGCCGUAGACAAUCAACUCAAGGAUGUUAGCAAUAAGUUCCAUGCGAUGCCGCUCUAUUUAGAGAACUUCCCGGGAGGUGGUGGUAAGAGCUGGUCCCUCAACAACCAAGAGGCCGAUGGCCAACCUAUUUGCACCGAUGCCAGCAUGAUCCACGCUCUGCAGAAGUUUUUGAACCCUUGUAUUGAUGCACCGGCGUCUUUACAGCUUAUGAUUGACAGCGGUCGUUUGGCUCGGCAAGGCGUAGCUGAGCGCUCGCAGGCCUUGAUGGCGGCGAUGGAUGCCUCCGGCAACACCGAAACGCCGUCCACUCAGACCUCGACAUUAGCUGGAAACACUCCCUUGGGCGAUGAUUAUCAUUCGAAGCCGAAAUCGGGUACACUGGAAAAGGCGGUAUUAUCGCUUAAUGAAGACCAAGCGCCUGAUCCAAAUCUCGAAGGUCACGUCAAGAUUGCAGAGCCUUUAUCAAAGACGAGUAUCAUUUCGACUGUUUCGGCUAAGUUAUCUUACCUCAUUGAUGCCAUCGUCAAGUAUCAAGAGGAGGAGCAAAUCAUUGUCUUUUAUGAUAAUGAUAAUAUCGCAUAUUACCUAGCUGGAGUUCUUGAGAUUCUCCAAAUCCAACACUUGAUCUAUGCGAGAGCCGGCCUUAGUGCGGACCGACGAGCACAAUAUGUUGCAACUUUCACACAGAACCCAAAAUUCCGUGUUCUACUGAUGGAUAUAAGUCAAGCAGCAUUUGGUCUUGAUAUGCGCUCCGCAUCCCGUAUUUACUUCAUCAGUCCGGUCCUAAACCCACAAGUCGAAGCCCAGGCUAUCGGAAGAGCCCGAAGAAUAAGCCAACAGAAACCAGUGACCGUCGAAACAUUAGUCCUGCGCAACAGCAUCGAAGAAGUCAUCGUCAACCGUCGAAAACAGAUGACGCACGCCGAACACACCAAAGUCAAGUCUAUCCUAGACGACCGACUUAUGUAUCAAUGGAUUUUGAACGCGAAGAUUAUGCCCAUGCCCAAUGAGGAAGAUGGUGUCGCACAGACUGCUAUGCUGGAGGCCCCGCAAUUCGUCUUCGGUAGAGGAUUCGGUCGGGAGCUUCACCCUGAUGAGGGCUUGGUUACGGGAAGCCCAGAGGGCAAGCCGAAGGCGGAUGUGCAGGCGAAUGAAAAGCCCGCUCUUCGGUUUAAGGUUACGAAGGGCUUGAAGCGACCUCGCACCCCUUCGCCGGCUAUUAGCGGUGCGGAAAGCAGAGAUGAGUAUGAUGAGGCCCAGCAGCGACCCGCGAAGAGGGGUGGGCGAGUUGCGUUUGCGGUUUAGAGGGUAUCGAUGACUCGAUGCCUCAAUUUUCUGGAGAAGCUGGUCUAAGAUAUGGGACUGGCAUGUGAUCGAUACGAUGAUACAAACGCGGAAGACAUCAGGAAAAUUAGAAGAAAAUAUGCUAAAAUAUAGCUGCAAGAUACCGAGUGCGUUGAUUUAGAACGACAUAACAUUAUUUACGGUUGCUUGAGCAUCUGCGGAGAAUUGAGAUUAAGGGAUACUUCGGGGGCCUGACAGAAUUCCAUUUCACUCGGAUAUUACUUCACAUAUCCGAAAAUUUCUGCGAAAUAGUGGAUGAUAUUUCGCUGGAUGAGUCUUUCGUGUGCGCCGGGGGAUGGGGGGCUGGGAUUCUUCCCACAGGGCAGAGGCUGGUUUCGGGUAGACGCGAUAUGACUUUCGCCUAGGGCCGGAAUAUCCGGGAUACUGGCAUGUAAUAUUAGAGAACAAUGAGAUACCCGAUGAUUUAUCAAUUUACUAGAUGCAUCGUA
Molecule: messenger RNA, 4153 nt
Organism: Hypoxylon trugodes
Lineage: Eukaryota; Fungi; Ascomycota; Sordariomycetes; Xylariales; Hypoxylaceae
Product: P-loop containing nucleoside triphosphate hydrolase protein
Exons: 4
Coding region: 201-3665 (1154 amino acids)
Molecular function (GO): ATP-dependent chromatin remodeler activity; ATP binding
Source: RefSeq, a predicted model, not a curated record